Molecule: messenger RNA, 1285 nt
Organism: Glycine soja
Lineage: Eukaryota; Viridiplantae; Streptophyta; Magnoliopsida; Fabales; Fabaceae
Product: ras-related protein RABA5a-like
Exons: 5
Coding region: 440-1120 (226 amino acids)
Cellular component (GO): endosome
Molecular function (GO): GTPase activity; GTP binding
Source: RefSeq, a predicted model, not a curated record
UUUACUUAAAAAGGAACUGAAAGAAAAAAGGAAUUGAUGCAGAGAAGGUACUAGUUUAGUGUCACGAAAAUAACCCGCAGACGCAAACGUGAAAACACAGACAAGACGCAUACGUCCGUCUCAACGUGUUUGAGAUUAUAAAGACUUAGUGGAAGGGUAAGCUGAAGUUGAAGAGUUGAGGGGAAAACAAGCAGUGAAGGAGGUUGAGGUACUCAAUAAAGUUUUGAUUUGUUUGAAUUGGGGGGCUUGUUGCCAAUGUUGGAUACAGUUGUAUGUGCUAGAAACAGUCAACAGUCGCUUCAUAAGAUCCUCUUUUGUUUUCUGAUCCUUGUUCUCAUCUUAGGUGAAGUUGACAUUCUAGUAGUGGAAAGGGCCAGAGUCGAGAUGAUUAUAUAUGUUUGAUUUGCCUCUACACACUGGCAAUCCUUAGGUCUGACAGAUGGCUUUUUAUAAUGAAGAAGAGAAGACUGAAGACUACCUCUUCAAGAUUGUUUUAAUUGGUGAUUCAGCUGUAGGGAAAUCAAAUUUACUUGCACGAUUUGCCAGAGAUGAGUUUUAUCCUAAUUCAAAGUCAACUAUAGGAGUAGAGUUUCAAACUCAGAAGAUGGAUAUUAAUGGGAAGGAAGUUAAAGCACAGAUAUGGGACACUGCUGGGCAGGAGAGGUUCAGAGCUGUUACAUCUGCAUAUUAUAGGGGUGCAGUUGGAGCUCUUCUGGUGUAUGAUAUCAGUCGGCGCCAAACGUUUGAUAGCAUAGGCCGAUGGCUUAAUGAACUUCACACUCACUCUGACAUGAACGUUGUGACAAUACUUGUUGGGAACAAGUCAGAUCUUAAAGAUGCAAGGGAGGUGGCUACCGCGGAAGGCAAGGCCUUAGCUGAGGCACAGGGUUUGUUCUUCAUGGAGACAUCAGCUCUUGAUUCAUCAAAUGUAGCAGCUGCUUUUGAAACUGUUGUAAAGGAGAUUUACAACAUCCUAAGUCGGAAGGUUAUGAUGUCUCAAGAGCUCAACAAACAGGAUGUUACCCGAAUUGAAAAUGGAAAGACUGUUGUACUACAAGGGGAAGGGGAAGGGGACGGAGAAGCAGAUGCCCAGUCUAAAAAAAGAUGUUGUUCAUCUUAGGUUUUGAUAAUAUGUCCCCUCCUAGACUGAGUUUUUAUUAUAAUUAUUCAACCGAUCCUGAAAAUGUAACUCAGAUCGAUUUAUCGUUAAAUGUUCACUGAGAUUUUGGAGUAGAAAUUGUUAAUACGUUGGAAGGAUUACAAAUAUGAGAAGAAUUUAGUGAAA